AUGUACACGUGGAUGAAGAAGUCAACCAACUCCAGUUCGUCGCAGUCCAGCACCGGCAAAACGCGAACCAAAGACAAGUACCGCGUGGUGUACACUGAGGUGCAGCGGGUGGAGCUGGAGAAAGAGUUCCACUUUGCACGCUACAUUACAAUCAAGCGGAAGUCAGAGCUGGCGCAGCAGUUGGCGCUUUCAGAGCGACAGGUUAAAAUCUGGUUUCAAAACCGUCGCGCAAAAGACCGCAAACAGCAGCGAAAACGGGAGGAGAUGAUGAAGAAGGAGAACAAGAAGGACAACUCUGGUGGCG
Messenger RNA from Rhagoletis zephyria (snowberry fruit fly), 304 nucleotides. The record is from RefSeq and is a predicted model, not a curated record. NCBI's taxonomy places the organism in Eukaryota, Metazoa, Arthropoda, Insecta, Diptera, Tephritidae.